Messenger RNA from Castor canadensis (American beaver), 2077 nucleotides. NCBI's taxonomy places the organism in Eukaryota, Metazoa, Chordata, Mammalia, Rodentia, Castoridae. The record is from RefSeq and is a predicted model, not a curated record.
GUUUGUCGACCUGGACACAAAAGACAUCACAUACUAUAAGUUCUGCUACUCAUUUGGCUGCAUAAGCAUGAUUCAUGGUGGUUCUGUGUAUAAUUUGUAUACAGAUGAGGAUGAAGAAGCUGAGCCUUCUCCUUCUGGUCAACAGAUCAUUGAAAAUUCAAUAACUAUGAAUAAGAUGAAGCUGCUGAAGGCCAAGAUGGAGAACAUGAAUCUUGGCAAAAAGCCUAAGAAAGUUGUCAAGAUAAAACCUCGUCCACCUAUAGCUCCUCGACCCUCUAGCAGUUCCACAGCAGCAGCUCGUCACAGGUUAUUAAGAGUCCUGCCCCACAUUGGGCAGUCUUGUGCACCUUCUCCUGGGAAUGCAUAUCUUCCCGAAACAUCCAGGAAUGCAGUUUCAAGUUUAGCAGCUCAGGGCCCUGUCAGUAGACCCAUGUCAUCUCUCACUAGUGAACUGCUUAAAGAUGAUCACUGGGAGAACAGCACACUGUCUCCUUCCGGCAGCAGCAUCAGACAGCUGCCUCAGAUGCCCCACAUGGAGCUGGAAAAUGACAGAGAGCUUGCUGAUUCUAUUCUCCAUCUUGGAUCGUCUCUGCCUAGGCGGACAAAACACUUUUCAGGGACCUUGUCACCUAAUAACGAGGAUGACUCUGUCUUAUUUCCAUCUUCUGAAGAAAGCGUACCUGAGGAAUCUCUCCUACCUGAAGUGGGUCCUUUUGCUGCAUUUGCAGAAGGAAAUGCUGAUGAGCAGCGGAAUGGCUCAGAAGGUGUAUGGAAGGUAAAUCCAGAGUCCCUACUCAAUAAUGGUGAUAGAGGGUUGAGAACGACAGAGCAGCAUCUGAAACAUGUUUCAAAAGUGUUGAAUGGUGAGUCCAUAGACACUACAGCUCUCAACCAUCGUGAAUCAAGUCCUCACAAGAACAGACUCCUGUCACCGCUUCGCUGUGCUGCACCAAUGUCACUACAUAAUUCCCUGGUGAAGCCACAAAGACAGUCCAAAGGUUUUGAGUCUGGAAACCUCCCAUCUUCUGCUUCACAAAACACUCUCCGAUCAUUGGAUGUUCGAACCAUAACUGAUUCUUCUUUCUCUAGGACUACUCGCCUGCGUGGUGUUAAAGUUGAUUCACCUGGGAAAAGACCUGAUGUUAUUUCCAAAGUUGAAGCUCGGGAUAUCACAGAAAUGGCUAACAAGGCUUCUAAAGAGCCUGUUGGUUGUGUAAAUAAUAUUGGUUUUUUUGCUUCACUCGCACGGAGCGCAAGCAGAGACAGUUUACAGAGCUCACGUGGGGCAGGCCGGCUUCGGCCGUCCGGAAUUGGGCUGUCUUCAAACCUCCAGCAUUUUCAGGAAGAAAACAUUAAGAAAAAUUCUCCCCAGUGUGAACCUACAGAAUUUUUUCUAUCUGCCCGUGGUAUUGGAAUGAAUGGAAAUAAUGCAGCAGCAGGGAAAAGAGUAGGAGAAUGUACCCAUCACCUUCCACCUGUGAAAGCACCUCUUCAAACAAAGAAGAAAACAACAAAGCAUUGUUUUCUUUGUGGAAAGAAAACAGGAUUGGCUACUAGCUACGAAUGCAGAUGUGGAAACAACUUCUGUGCAUCUCAUCGCUAUGCAGAAACUCAUGGCUGCACCUAUGAUUACAAGAGUGCAGGGAGGAGAUACUUGCAGGAGGCAAAUCCUGUGGUUAAUGCACCAAAACUUCCAAAAAUCUAACUGUUCCUCUGCACCUUACUGUUCUGCCCGAGGAAUCGCAUUAUAUUGACAGAAGAAAUAUUGGUUAGACUGCAUUAUUUUUGUUCGGCUCCAAACGAUUUGCCAAAUAACAAGAGUAUACAAUGCAUAGUGUUAAAGAAUGAGAAUGCUACUGUAUUUGCUGUCUAUAUUCUUUGGUGAAUCAAAAGUUUUUAAAGUAGUUUUAAAAACUUUCCACUGUAAUGCUGUAGCUUUGUUCUUGCAUGUCUGUGUUGUGUUUUAUAUUUGAUAUUGAAAUUUUAAUAGACAAAUCUUCAAAAGAUGCACUUUAGGAAGUUAAUAUUGACUGUGUAAUGUACAGAAGCAAGUGGUCGUGUAAUGGCUUUACUUAAA